GGAGGGGGCCGUGCCCGUGCUUUUAAGUGCCGAGUGCCGGGCACUUCGCUACUAUUUGCGAGCCCCGCUGAGCCACGUGCAGCCAAACCGAUCCAAGUCCCGUUGAACUGAGCCCAGACGGAAACGAGCCCAGCCAGGUCCAAGAGAAUCGCAGCGCAUCCCAUCCCGCCGAGCCUAGCCUAGACGAGCUGAGCCGAGCCAUGCAGCUGGGCUCGCUGUUCCGACGGUCGCUGUCGGUGGCGCAGUCGGUGCUGUCGGCGCUGAGGGGGUGGCUGGCCGCCCUGUGCUGGGGUCUCGUACCCCUCGCCCUGCUCCGGCCCCUGUCCGUCUGGCGGCGGGUCUCGGGUCCCGGCUCCGCCGCUCUGUCGGUCUCCCGGAGGGAGCGGGAGCGGGAGGAAGCGCCUCCGACUCCCACCAGCGUCAAUUACCACUUCACCCGACAGUGCAACUACAAGUGCGGCUUCUGCUUCCAUACGGCCAAGACCUCCUUCGUGCUGCCCCUGGAGGAGGCCAAGAGGGGUCUAACCAUGCUGAAGGAGGCGGGAAUGGAGAAAAUAAACUUUUCAGGAGGAGAACCGUUUAUUCAGGACAGAGGCGAAUUUGUGGGCAAACUGGUAAAGUUUUGCAAGCAGGAGUUGAAGUUACCAAGUGUCAGCAUUGUUAGCAACGGGAGCCUGAUUAGCGAGCGGUGGUUCCAGAAGUAUGGUGAAUAUUUAGACAUCCUGGCAAUUUCAUGUGAUAGUUUUGAUGAGGAUGUCAAUGCUUUAAUUGGCCGUGGUCAAGGAAAGAAGAGCCAUGUGGAAAAACUGCAUAAACUAAGACAGUGGUGCCAAGACUAUGCUGUUGCUUUCAAAAUAAAUUCAGUGAUCAACAGAUUUAAUAUUGAGGAAGAUAUGAAUGAUCAGAUCAAGGCACUCAACCCUGUGCGCUGGAAGGUGUUCCAGUGCCUCCUCAUCAAAGGGGAGAACACUGGUGAGAAGGCCCUGAGACAAGCAGAGAAAUUUGUUAUCAGUGAUGAAGACUUUGAACGAUUCCUGGAUCGCCACAAAGAUGUCUCCUGUUUGGUUCCAGAAUCUAAUCAGAAGAUGCGGGAUUCAUACCUCAUUCUGGAUGAAUAUAUGCGUUUUCUAAACUGCACAAAUGGAUGGAAAGAGCCUUCCAAGUCUAUCCUAGAUGUUGGAGUGGUAGAAGCUAUAAAAUUCAGUGGAUUUGAUGAGAAGAUGUUCCUCAAGAGAGGAGGAAAGUAUGUGUGGAGUAAAGCAGACAUGAAACUGGACUGGUAACUUAAGGUAUUGUUAGGGCGUGUGUAUUAUGUAAAUAAAAUGGGUGUGUA
Calypte anna (Anna's hummingbird) is the source of this 1333-nucleotide messenger RNA. RefSeq names its product radical S-adenosyl methionine domain containing 2 (gene RSAD2). Gene Ontology annotation, molecular function: 4 iron, 4 sulfur cluster binding; catalytic activity. The record is from RefSeq and is a predicted model, not a curated record. The coding region runs from base 201 to 1283 and encodes 360 amino acids. The transcript has 6 exons. NCBI's taxonomy places the organism in Eukaryota, Metazoa, Chordata, Aves, Apodiformes, Trochilidae. Gene Ontology annotation, biological process: positive regulation of immune response; defense response to virus. Gene Ontology annotation, cellular component: endoplasmic reticulum membrane; endoplasmic reticulum; mitochondrion.